AGAGAUUACCCAUGGUUCGUCAUAUUGCGAGUAGCAGAUUGUCAAUCAAAAUAAGCAUACAUACAUGACAGAACAACACAUUUCGGUAUUCCUGUGGGUCUGCUCCUGGAAAGGUGUUAAUUGUUAACAAGAAAUUCACAAGGGCUCCUGCUGAAGCAAAAAAUGACGAUAGAAUCAUCUUUAUUGGGAUAUCAUUAUUAAUUAAUACUCUUUUGAUAUAUGAUAUACGGUAUAUGUGCAUAUGUAUGGUGCUUGGGCAAUAUUCGAGUUCAUGAAUCAUGAUUGUGAUCAAUUCUAGUACCCCUCCUAUCUUCCUUCUGUAAACAACCGUACAAAAAGGGAAACAUGAAUUCCUUCCGAUUAUUACUAAGUCCUUUGGCAAGCCAUGCUCGACUAUGUCGUCGUUUUUCUCAAACUCAAAUGACUGACAUUCUUCCGAAAGAAGCACGAGUUGUAAUAUGUGGAUCAGGGAUUGUUGGAAAUUCUGUUGCUUAUCAUUUAGUCCAAAAAGGAUGGACUGAUGUUGUAGUCAUAGAUCAGGAAGAUGGAAUAGGGAAGGGAACAUCGAUAUAUGGUUCUGGAGUUCUAGCUCUGCUUAAACCGGUUGAAGAACAACAAAUUAUUAAUAAGAGUAUCGCACUGUACAAAAAAUUGCAAGCAGAUGGUCACGAAAUAGGUCUGCAAGAAUGCGGGAGUAUGUACCUGGCGCAAAACAGGGAAAGAAUGGUACUGUUUCGGAGACGAGCUGCUUUAAAUCAACCUCAGGGGAUAGAUUGCAAAAUAAUCGGGCCAAGAGAAAUUGCAGAUAUUCAUCCGCUGGUAAAUACAUCCGAUCUUCAGGGCGGAAUUUAUGUUGCGGCUGAUGUCGUAGCACACCCAGUUUUACUAUGUCAUGUCCUAGCUGAAUUAGCCCAUAGUGGUGGUGUUAGAUUCGUCGGGAACUGUCAGUUUCUUAACUUAUCCACACGCCAAGGUCGUGUGUCUGCGGUUGAGACAUCUUUAGGAACUAUUAAGUGCGAGUAUUUUGUUAACUGUGCAGGAAUGUGGUCUUGGGAGUUAGGACAAAAAUGUAAUCCCAAAGUUAGGAUUCCAGUCCACCCAGCCGAACACUAUUAUUUACUGACAGAAUCUCUUAACAAACCAUUACCCGGAGUACUUCCAACAAUCCGUGACUACGACUCUGGAAUUUAUAUUAGAAAAUUGGAGAAUAAUUCCUUUCUGAUGGGUGGAUUUGAGAAGGUAGCUAAACCGGUGUUCACUAAGGGUAUUCCAAAAAACUGGAAAGAUUGUCUUUCAAGUGAUUGGGAUCAUUUCGCACCCUUGUUAGACCGUUGCCUUCAUAGAGCUCCUGUUUUAAGAGAAUGUGAACUCAAGUUUCUUCGAAAUGCGCCUGAUAAUUUUACUCCAGACGGAAAGUGGAUUUUAGGGGAAGCGCCCGAAAUUGACAACUACUUCGUUGCAGCAGGAAUGAAUGGAAAUAGUCUGCAAGGUGCUGGUGGAAUCGGACAUUCAUUGGCUCAUUGGAUAACAGAAGGCGCUGCAGAUAUCUGUUUAUUAGAUUUUGAUGUCCGGAGAUUUAUUGAUGUUCAUAAUAAUAGGCGAUUUUUAUAUGAAAGAGUAAAAGAAGUUGUAGGGAGACAAUAUGCUAUUUUGUUCCCAUUUCAAACCGAUUACAAAAGUGCAAGAAAAAUUAGAUGUUCUCCUCUAUACUCAACUUUAAGAAAUAAAGGAGCAGUGUUUGGCAACAUUAUGAGCUUUGAAAGGUCGCUGUACUUUGAUCUAGAACACGAAGUUGGGAAAGAUUCCGAAAUGCCUCCAGGCACCUACUGGAAACCUCACUUUUUCGAAAACCUGAAGGAGGAAUAUAAAAAUUGCAGAGAAGGAGUUGGUGUGAUUGAUAUGUCUUCGUUCAGCAAAUUCCAGAUAACGUCUCCAAAAGAAGAAGUGGUGGCUUUUCUUCAAAAGUUAUGUGCUAAUGACAUCGACAUUCCGGUUGGACAUGUGAGUCCAUCAGGAAUGCAUAAUGAACAAGGAGGUUAUGAAAAUGACUGUAUGCUUAUUAGAGAACAACCUAAUUGCUAUUUCAUGGUUGCGCCUACAAAACAGCAAACGAGAAUUGCAGAAUGGAUGGACAGACAUUUGCCUCAAAAUGGAUAUGUUCAAAUUAAUGAUGUAACUUCAAUGUACACGGUUUUGCUUAUCAUAGGGCCUAAAUCUCGAGAAGUGCUUUCGCAGCUAGUUGACGAUGAUGUCGAUUUGAAAAUGCUGCCUUUCACUUAUCAGAUGGUCAGUCUUGGACACUCACCUAAAACAAUAAAGCUGGUAUCGGUUACCAAUUCUGGAGAGCCUGGGUACUCACUGUAUAUCCCUUCGGAAUAUGCAGUUCAUGUCUAUGAUCAACUGAUGAAGGUCGGAAAAGAUUAUGGGAUUAAAAAUGCGGGUUAUCUUACACUUCGUUUCUUAAGAUUAGAAAGGUUUGUACCGUUUUGGGGAGAGGAAUUGGACAGCAGGACGACACCAAUAGAGAUAGGUCGAUCAAACCGAAUAAAAUUCGACAAAGGAGACUUUAUUGGAAAAGCUGCUCUCCAUAAACAAAACGAGCAAGGCCACUUUCGUCGCUUGGUACAUUUUACAAUGGAUGAUGAUCAUGAUGUCGAAAACGAUGUUUGGAUGUGGGGUGGAGAGCCCAUAUUUCGGAACGGAGUUUACGUUGGAGCCACCACUUCAGGGGGAUACGGUUUUACAUUGGAACGAAUGAUAGCGCUAGGUUUUAUUGUGAAUAAAGAUUAUAAAACUGGGGAGCUCUUACCAGUGACAAACGAAUAUGUGAUGUCCAAGGAUGCAUUGUAUCAAAUUGAUAUUGCUGGACGUCGAUUCACCGUUAGACAAAGCCUCCAUCCACCAAGGCUCCCAGGAACGCAAGUAGUCCAAUCCAAAGACUAUUCACCGACUUUAAGAGACAAAUCGAUUCUCCAGCCCCAUUCGCCAGAAACUGACUGAGAAAAAAUGUGAUUCACCACGAUGCAAUAAUACACCUUUCCCAACCGACUGACCUCUCACUUCUACCUACUGCUAACAAGGAUUUACAUUAGUCAUUACUAAUAAAAUGAUCGCAACAGACAGACUCUGUAGCCAGUAACCAUACUUAUCGAUAGAUUAACAAUUCAAAUUAUCACGAGAUUAUUUUGCAAAUUAUCAUGUAAAAAUUUCUACAUAGAAUAGACAUCUAGUCCGUCGAAAAUAGUGCUCAAUAAAAUAUAUAAACAAAA
This is a messenger RNA of Folsomia candida, 3269 nucleotides long. Its product is annotated as pyruvate dehydrogenase phosphatase regulatory subunit, mitochondrial. Gene Ontology annotation, cellular component: cytoplasm; mitochondrial matrix; mitochondrion. The coding region runs from base 346 to 3000 and encodes 884 amino acids. The transcript has 22 exons. Gene Ontology annotation, molecular function: protein binding; oxidoreductase activity. Lineage: Eukaryota; Metazoa; Arthropoda; Collembola; Entomobryomorpha; Isotomidae. The record is from RefSeq and is a predicted model, not a curated record.